This is a messenger RNA of Vicugna pacos (alpaca), 7363 nucleotides long. NCBI's taxonomy places the organism in Eukaryota, Metazoa, Chordata, Mammalia, Artiodactyla, Camelidae. The record is from RefSeq and is a predicted model, not a curated record.
CAGAAAAGAGGGGAUGAAAGGACUUGGUUCUUGGGGCAGGAGCAGAGGCGACGAGGCUCUUGCCCGGGGCCUGGGUAGCUGUGUUUGUGAAAGCCACCUCCCUGGUGGGUUGUCCUGAUAUGGGUUUCCACGCAUCACCCUGGGCAGGGGGACCCUUGAGCCAGGGCAAGCCAGGGCUCCUCACCAACCCCGCAGGCCAGAGCUAGAGUGUGAGGGUUUUGGGUUCUGGCAUCCCGGGAGAGGCCCCUCCAGAGCUGGCUGCUUCCUAGGGGGCAUCCAUACUUUCUCUUGGAGGCCUCAAUGAGGGUGGGCUACAUGGUGGCCUGGCUGCCCCAGACCCUCUUAUUUGCAGGGUCAGUGUUUCCUGAAGGCAGGUCAGGAGGCCGGCACAUAGGGUGUGGCUGCUGUUGAGACUUGGGUGCAGAGCUGGCCCUGCUCAGUACCGUGUGCUCUUCCCACAUGCAGUGGGGUCACUGGCGUGCACCCCAAAUGUCUGUGCCUGAGCACCCACUACCCCAAAGUUUAAAGCAUUGAUGAAGAGCAGGCGGUCCUCACAGGACUUUGGUGCCCUUUUCUCCAGGCAGAGCCAGGCCCUGUGGCCCGCAGAUCCCCCAUGGGCCCAGGGCUACACCUCACUUUUCACUGGGGCUGGUUUCCUCCCUGGCUGUACCUGCAUCAGAUGCACAUGAUGCCAGCUGACCGGGCCACGGGCACACUGUCUACUCUCACCCAUGCUCUGCUCUCACAGUGGACACGGGUUGAGCUCUUACUCAGGGGUAGAGCAGCCCUGGAUCGAGCUUGAGCAGUUCUGCUCCAUGGGCAGCUUCGCUGAGCCCAGCUUCAGCUCAGGCCAUCACCCACCCAGGAUUUGACUGUGAAAGGGGAGUGUCAGGAACACGUGGGCUCUCUUCCUGUGAGGGCCUUCUGGAUGCGGUGGGGUUCAGGAACCUGGGGGAGCUGUUCCAGUGGUUCUAGUAUCCGACUCAUAACCAUGGGCAAAGCAGAUGUAAAUGACCCUGCUCACCUCUGGCAUGCGUGGCUGCUGCCCCCGGAGUGUGGCUGGUCUCCAUGGAGAAGAGCAUCAGCCACCGUAGGGGAAGGACCUUGACUGAACACAGGUGGCGCGUGAGUCGCGUGGGGCUUCAUCCUGAUUUCUAAAUGACACGGUGAUGUUUUGGAUAUGUUGGGUUACCUGGGAUAGGUUAUCAAGACUCCUUUUACCUGUCUUAUCUUUUUCACGUGGCUGUCGGAGGGUUAGAAAUGACACGUGUGGCUCACACAAUGUUCCUACUGGGCUGUGCUCCUGUAGCCGGAGGCCCAGCCCUUCUUUCAGGGUCCAGGUGGGCACUGUCGGCUUGCAGGACACGGGGCCUCUGUACCACCACUUGGCUCUGGUCCUGCUGAGCAGAGGACACUUGAGUGGUAGGUGACUUUCAAGGUCGUCAAGCCUGUCAGGGCCUGUGUUGCUCUGUCCAUGUCCCUCAGAAUAAGGGUCCAGGCAAACGGUAUCACUGCAGGAGACUCAGCUGUUCUGACUGAAGCUCUAAUGGGGCAGUGGGCCCAGACUUCUCCCACCCCUGUCCUGUGGCGGUUGGUGCCCCAGGUUCCAGAGCUGCGCAUGCUGGUCACUCCCAGGUGUGGGCAGACUUACUUGUAUACCCUGGUGCAGCAUGGACCAGUAUUUCUAGGGGGCUUGGGCGCUCACUGGCUCACCUGUAUGCAAGGACAGCUCCCCUCGGUUUUACCCCACCGCUGACCCCUGUGCACAAGGGACUUACUAGGAAGCUGGGGGAGGGUGUCAUUGGGUGAUGCAGACCAGGUGGUAGGGGCAGAGCUGCUGGUCACCUGCUAGGCCAGAAAGCCAAGCAGACACCCACACUGGGCCAAAGCCCAGCCCAGGUGUCUUUCCUGAACUGACUGGGACUUGCCUCGUUUGAAAUGGGAUGCACCUGGUCUCUUGUUACAGGGCAGAUGCUCUUGGACCCAUCGGCCUUCCCGAGAGGGCAGGCAGUCACCCUACUGGAGGCCUUGCAGCCUCCCGGGUCCCUCUCGGGUCACCCAUCUCUGGGUUGGGAAGGCUAUCCCUCUAGAAAGGCCAUGGUGGCCUCCCUGUGGCUGUGGGCAGCACCCAGUGCCCCUCUUGGAGGCCGUCUUGCCAGGGCUCACCUGCCCCACUGGGCUCUCUUCCCUUACUUUCCUUUCCUCUAGUUAAAUAUCUCCUCCAUCCUUUCGUCUAAGGAUAACACCCUCUUUAAAGACCAGUGGCUGUGGCACAGCCGUCUCUCUUCCGUGGGUGGCUGAUGGGUUGGUGUGGGUUUUCAGAAACAGAGAAGAGGGCGUCAUUACGGGGCAGAGGCGUGCCGUGUGCCGGGGGUGCAGCUCUGUCAAUGCUGAGCCCGAGGCCCUGGUAGGACCCCUGGCUAUGGGGGCACUGGAGAACCUCCCAGGGCUUCUGGGGACUCCAUGCCUGUGAAUCACGCUAUCUUUUCUCUUUCUCUUUAUUCUGUGUUUAUUUCUGUUGUUGUCAUGUGACUUGGACCAGCCCAGCUGCCCUGUCUCCGGUGUGGGUGCUCCAUGCUCCACCUCGCCCGCCACCGCCGGCCACAUGUGACCAGGCCCGGCUCUCAGCGUGGCCACUGUCGCGGAGGCCAUGGGGAGCUCCGCCUCCUCGCUGGCCGCCGAGACCGAGUCGGACCACGGCUUCCCCGGGGGACCAUCCUACCCAGGGCCCCCGGCAGCAGCCGGCUGGUGUAGGAGUGGCCCCGGGGGGCCUGUCUGGGGCAGCACCCUGGUCACCCGGCAGCAUCAGCCCCCACGCCCCCGGGCCCGAAGCCACACGCACUCGCCUGGGCCCAUGGCCGCAGUUGGGGAGUGGUCCUGUGCACGCUGCACCUUCCUGAACCCUGCCGGCCAGCGCCAGUGCUCCAUCUGUGAGGCUCCCCGACACAAGCCUGACCUCGACCAGAUCCUGCGGCUCAGCGUGGAGGAGCAGAAGUGGCCCUGUGCCCGCUGCACGUUCCGUAACCUCCUGGGCAGGGAGGCCUGCGAGGUGUGUGGCUUUGCCCCGGAGCCUGUCCCUGGGGCCUCCCUGCUGCCUGUCAUCAACGGGGUCCUGCCUAAGCCACCUACUGUCCUGCUGGAGCCCAAGGGCAGCUGCAAGGAGGAGGCGGGGCCAGUGCUGACAGCAGGGUCUGUGGAACCAGCUGGGGGGCAGCCUGAGGAAGAGCAGGAAGAGGAAGAAGGGGAAGGUGGGGAGGCGGCAGCAGAGCCCGGGAGCGGCUGGGCCUGCCAGCGCUGCACACUGCACAACACGCCCGUGGCCAGCUCCUGCUCUGCCUGCGGGGGCCCCCGGAAACUCUCACUGCCUAGGAUCCCUCCUGAGGCCCUGGUGGUCCCCGAAGUCGUGGCUCCUGCUGGCUUCCAUGUCACGCCUGCCCCACCACAGCCAGGGGAAGGCAUCGAGGCUGACCCUCCCUCUGCUGUCGACCAGGAGCCCCCCCGGGGGCCACCCUUCAGUCCCUUCUUGCCCACCCUUCAGAACAACCCUGUGCCUCGCAGCCGCCGCGAGGUGCCCCCCCAGCCGCAGCCACUGGUGCCUGAGGCCACCCAGCCCUCCCCCUCUCCCGGCUCCAAGGGGCCCCCACAGGGCCUGGGGCGGACCACAGCUGGGGCUUCCCGUCUAGCAGAGCUGCUCUCCAGCAAGCGGCUGAGCUUCCUGGAGGAGGAGGUGGCCGAGAGUGGCCCCACGUUGCGCCCACCUGGCCCUGCCAGCCCAGCCCACUGUGAGGCUGGCGGGGCCAUGCCAGGCAGUGACGUCAUUGACCUGGCAGGUGAUACUGUGCGCUACACACCUGCCAGCCCCUCCAGCCCCGACUUCACCACCUGGUCAUGUGCCAAGUGCACGCUCAGGAACCCCACGGCGGCCCCACGGUGCACAGCAUGUGGUUGCUCCAAGCUGCACGGCUUCCAGGAGCACAGUGAGCCCUCCGCCCGCUGCCCCAACUGCAGCGCGGACAAGUCCGGGCCCUGCUCAGCCCACAAGGCCAGCCGCCUCUUCCCCAUAGCACCACCUGAGCGCCCAGGCCAGUGGGCCUGCCCUGCCUGCACCCUCCUCAACACAUCCCGGGCCAAGCACUGUGCCGCCUGCCACACUCCCCAGCUUCUGGUGGCCCAGCGUCGGGGUGCAGCGGCCCUGAGGCGCAGGGAGAGCAUGCAUGUGGAGAAGCGGCGGCAGACAGACGAGGGCGAGGCCAAGGCCCUGUGGGAGAACAUCGUGGCCUUCUGCCGGGAGAACAGUGUGAACUUUGUGGACGACAGCUUCCCCCCUGGGCCCAAGUCUGUGGGCUUCCCUGCGGGCGACAGCGUCCAGCAGCGUGUGCGACAAUGGCUGCGGCCCCACGAGAUCAAUUGCUCCGUGUUCAGGGACCAUGGCACCUCGUGGUCUGUGUUCCACACUCUCCGGCCCUCGGACAUCCUACAGGGCCUCCUGGGGAACUGCUGGUUCCUGAGUGCACUGGCGGUGCUGGCCGAGCGGCCUGACCUGGUCGAGCGGGUGAUGGUCACACGCAGCCUGUGUGCAGAGGGUGCCUACCAGGUGCGGCUCUGCAAGGAUGGCACAUGGACGACGGUGCUGGUGGACGACAUGCUGCCCUGUGAUGAGGCCGGCUUCCUCCUCUUCUCACAGGCUCAGCGCAAACAGCUGUGGGUGGCCCUCAUCGAGAAGGCACUGGCCAAGCUGCACGGCUCCUACUUUGCCCUCCAGGCCGGGCGUGCCAUCGAGGGCCUGGCCACGCUUACUGGUGCCCCCUGUGAGAGCCUGGCCUUGCAGGUCAGCUCUACCAACCCCCGCGAGGAGCCUGUGGACACUGACCUCAUCUGGGCCAAAAUGCUGAGUUCUAAGGAGGCUGGGUUCCUCAUGGGCGCCUCCUGUGGAGGGGGCAAUAUGAAGGUGGACGAUGCUGUGUACGAGAGCCUAGGCCUGCGCCCCCGCCAUGCCUAUUCCAUCCUGGAUGUCCGGGAUGUACAGGGCUCCAGGCUCUUGCGCCUCCGGAACCCGUGGGGCCGCUUUUCCUGGAACGGCAGCUGGUCAGACGAAUGGCCACACUGGCCAGGGCACCUGCGGAGUGAGCUCAUGCCGCACGGCAGCAGCGAGGGCGUUUUCUGGAUGGAGUACAGUGACUUCAUCAGGUACUUCGACUCUGUGGACAUCUGCAAGGUGCACUCAGACUGGCAGGAGGCACGGGUGCAAGGCUGCUUUCCCAGCUCAGCCAGCGGGCCCGUGGGCGUGACAGCCCUCACAGUGCUGGAACGGGCAUCCCUGGAGUUUGCUCUCUUCCAAGAGGGCAGCAGGCGCACGGACUCAGUGGACAGCCACCUCCUGGACCUCUGUGUACUGGUGUUCCGGGCAUCCUUCGGCAGUGGUGGCCGCCUGAGCCUGGGCCGCCUGCUGGCCCACAGCAAACGGGCCGUCAAGAAGUUCGUCAACUGCGAUGUGAUGCUGGAGCCCGGCGAAUAUGCCGUGGUGUGCUGUGCCUUCAACCACUGGGGCCCCACACCGGGCCCACCGGCUACGCAGGCCUCUAGCCCUUCAGUGGGCGUCCCGAGGAGCACCCCAGAGCCGCCUGGCCACGUACUGGCCGUAUACAGCUCCAGGCUUGUCAUGGUGGAGCCCGUGGAGGCCCAGCCGACCACACUAGCUGACGCUAUCAUCCUGCUCACAGAGAGCAGGGGCGAGCGGCACGAGGGACGCGAGGGCAUGACCUGCUACUACCUGACGCAUGGCUGGGCGGGGCUCAUCGUGGUGGUGGAGAACCGGCACCCCAAGUCCUACCUGCACGUGCAGUGCGACUGCUCAGACAGCUUCAACGUGGUGUCCACACGCGGUAGCCUGCGCACCCAGGACAGCGUCCCGCCCCUGCACAGGCAGGUCCUGGUGAUCCUGUCCCAGCUGGAGGGCAAUGCCGGCUUCUCCAUCACCCACCGCCUGGCGCACCGCAAGGCAGCCCAGGCCUUCCUCAGCGACUGGACAGCCUCCAGGGGCAGCCACAGCCCCCCACUCACCCCCGAGGUUGCUGGCCUACAUGGGCCCCGGCCGCUGUGACCGCCCCACGCCUACCUGCCUGCCCCCACACGCACUUUAUGAGGGAGACCCCAACACAGGACGCUUGAACCAGAAUCUCAGGACCCAAACUAGGGAGUGCCAGCCACAGGGUGCAGCUUCCCCUGGGCCUUCCUCCCUGCCCCUUCCUCCUGUCCAGGGCCUCCCAGCCCAAGCAGAAUACCUCGAACUGGCCUUUAGCUCAAAGGGGCUAUGUGGCAGCCCCUCUGACCAGCCCACCUUGAGGUCGGGCUCAGACUGCUAGGGCCUCCUUCCUGGGUGAGGCAGCCAAGAGCUCCAUUCACAGAACCAAAUCUGGGCGGUUCAAAGGCCAGGACCCCAGGGUGAGAGCAGAGACCAGCUCCUCUGUGGGAGUCAGAGGCCAGGACGCUGGGGUGAGCAGGGACCAGAAGCCGGGACCCCAGGAUGAGAACAGGGACCACCUCUUUGGGGGGUCACAGGCCAGAACCCCAGGGCAAGAGCAGGGACUACUCCCCUAGUGGGGCAUGAGAUCAGGAGCUUUUUCUCCCCAGUUUGGCCCUGGUACCUGUCUCCCCCCUCAACCCCCAUGAGGCACGUAGGAGUCCCUGAAGUCCAGCAGUGUGUCCCAGGAAGCAGGUGCCUGGUGACCAUGGGCUCAAGUAAGGGUGGGGAGGGACACUAUGCAAUUCCUGGAGUGCCAGCCAGGAUCGAAGCCAUGUCCUGGGCUGCAGUGGGGGCAGCAGGUCAGGUGGGCCUGAGCCCAGCUCUGCUGCUAGGUGAGGUAGGCACCACCUGACCUCUGCCGGGAGGAACACAGUCCAGCAGAAAUCCUUGGCCAGCCCUAUCCAGGCACACACAGGGUGCGGCCCCUCCCAGCCUCUCCCCACCUCAGAAGCCCAGCAUCCUCCCCAUGGCUGCUCUGCCCUGAGUUCUGUAUCUGCCCAGGGAUGUCUGAGGCCAGCUUCCCCGAGGCCCACCCGGCCCCCUGUCCUGCGGCCCCCAGGUAGCAGGUGGCCCUGCCCACUGCCCCUCACUUCCCAUGGGGCUUGCAGGGGGUGGGCUUACACCUGGAGAAGCAACCAGAAGCACUAGGCUACCCCUUGGACCUCCUUUAUACUUUCUCCUUUUACCUGAGCUGUGAGUAUUUUUAACCCUGUACAUACGGCAGCUCUUCUGACGCAGAGACUAUUUUAUCAAUUGUCAGUACCAUCCCUAUAGGAUGACUCCAUGGGUGUUCCCAGACUCAGGCUCCGAAGGACCAAAUAAAAAUGUUUUGUUUUGUAA